Messenger RNA from Lepidothrix coronata (blue-crowned manakin), 1389 nucleotides. It is a transcript of the gene ENPP6, whose product is annotated as ectonucleotide pyrophosphatase/phosphodiesterase 6. Bases 1 to 1356 code for a protein of 451 amino acids. Lineage: Eukaryota; Metazoa; Chordata; Aves; Passeriformes; Pipridae. The record is from RefSeq and is a predicted model, not a curated record. The transcript is spliced from 8 exons.
AUGGGGAGCCACAGCCUCCUCGCCGCCCUCCUGGCCGCUGCCCUCGCCGCCCUCCUGCCGCUUCCCGCCGCCCCCUCGGCCCACCGCAAGCUCCUGGUAUUCUUGCUCGACGGCUUUCGCUUCGACUACAUCGAUGACAGCGAGCUGGAGGGUCUGCCGGGCUUUCGGGACAUUGUGAACAUGGGGGUGAAGGUGGAUUACAUGACCCCAGACUUCCCCAGCCUCUCCUACCCAAAUUACUACACGCUGAUGACGGGUCGCCACUGUGAGGUCCAUCAGAUGACUGGAAACUACAUGUGGGACCAGAAGGCAAAUGUAUCUUUUGAUAUUGGUGUGAAUAAAGAAAGCCUGAUGCCUCUCUGGUGGAAUGGAUCUGAGCCUUUGUGGGUCACAAUGACGAAAGCGAAAAAGAAUGUUUCCAUGUACUAUUGGCCAGGUUGUGAGGUCGAAAUCCUUGGAGUCAGACCAAGUUACUGCCGCGAGUACUUCAGUGUCCCAACAGACAAAAACUUUGCGGAUGCCAUCAGUGAUGCCCUCGAGACCUUGUGCAACGGCAGCGCUGAGAUGGCCGCGGUGUACUACGAGCGCAUUGAUGUGGAAGGCCACCACUACGGCCCUUUGUCCCAGCAGCGGAAGAACGCUUUGAAGGAAGUGGACAAAGCCUUGAGCAACAUGAUCUCACUCAUCAAGAGCAAAGGCCUUCAGAAUGAAGUCAAUGUCCUCCUCUUCUCCGACCAUGGGAUGACAGACAUCUCCUGGGCAGACAAAGUGAUUGAGCUGAACAAAUAUAUCAACAUGAGCGAUACUAUACAAAUGAAGGACCGAGGUCCUGUUGUGAGCCUCUGGCCAGCUCCAGAGAAGCAUGCAGAGAUAUAUCAAAAAUUGAAAGCCGUGGAACACAUGGAUGUUUAUAACAUACAGGAUAUUCCAAACAGGUUUUUCUACAAAAAAGGAAAAUUUGUGUCUCCACUAACCCUUGUGGCCGAGGAAGGAUGGUUCAUAGUAGAGAGCAGGGACAAGCUGCCCUUCUGGGAAAACGGGACAGGCAAGAAGGAGGCCUGGCAGAAUGGCUGGCAUGGCUACGACAAUGAGCUCAUGGACAUGAGAGGCUUCUUCCUCGCGUAUGGACCAGAUUUCCGAUCCAACUACCGAGCACCACCCAUCAGAUCCGUGGAUGUUUACAACAUCAUGUGCAGCCUGGCAGGAAUACAGCCACUGCCCAACAAUGGCUCCUGGUCCAGGGUGGAGUGCAUGCUCCGAAACACAGCUCCCUUGGCACCACUCCCCCCAUGCAGCAGCUGUGCCCUGGCACUAGUUGUGCUCUCCCUGUUCGCCAAGCAGAUCUCCUUACUGUGAUCCCUGAACAAUGUCAGUCAGUGUCACCAGCAA